Messenger RNA from Rangifer tarandus platyrhynchus (Svalbard reindeer), 942 nucleotides. The record is from the annotation of a GenBank genome assembly. NCBI's taxonomy places the organism in Eukaryota, Metazoa, Chordata, Mammalia, Artiodactyla, Cervidae.
AUGGCCCCAGAGAAUGACUCUUCAGUGACCGAGUUUAUCCUGCUGGGUUUAACACAGCAGCCUGAACUUCAGCUGCCUCUCUUUUUCAUUUUCUUAGCAAUUUAUGUGGUCACUGUGGUGGGGGACAUUGGCUUGAUCCUUCUUACUGGUCUAAAUUCUCACCUUCACACCCCCAUGUACUAUUUCCUUUUCAACCUGUCCUUCAUUGAUCUCUGUUACUCUUCUGUUUUCGCCCCCAAGAUGCUGAUGAACUAUGUCUUCAGGAAGAAUACCAUCUCGUUUGUGGGGUGCAUGACUCAGCUGUUUUUCUUUCUUUACUUCUUCACUUUUUUUGGUAUUUCUGAAUGCUAUGUGCUGACAUCAAUGGCCUAUGAUCGCUAUGUGGCCAUCUGUAGCCCACUCUUGUAUAAUGCCGCCAUGUCCCCUAAAGUGUGUUCCAGCCUUAUGCUCAUUUCCUACUUGAUGGCCUUUCUGGAUGCCAUGACCCUUAUUGGAGGCAUGUUGAGACUGACCUUCUGUGAUGCAAACACUAUCAACCAUUAUUUGUGUGACACCUACCCUCUGCUCCAGCUCUCCUGCACGAGUACCUACAUCCUUGAGCUGGAAAUUAUCAUCGUGUCAGGAAUCAACAUCAUUCUUCCCAGUCUCACCAUCUUUGUCUCUUAUGGCCUCAUCCUCUCCAACAUCCUUCACAUCAGCUCCACAGAGGGCAGGUCUAAAGCCUUCAGCACCUGCAGUUCCCACAUCAUUGCUGUUUCUCUGUUCUUUGGAUCUAGUGCAUUUGUGUAUCUCAAACCAUCUUCUAUGCCCAUGAAUAAGGGAAAAUUCUCUUCUGUCUUUUACACCAACGUGGUUCCCAUGAUGAAUCCCUUAAUUUACAACUUAAGAAACAAAGAUGUUAAACUUGCUCUGAGAAAAGUCCUGAGGAUGGUGAAGUUUUGA